AGGAUUACGACAGUAGCACUUUACGGCAGUUAUUUCUUGCUCUGCAGAGGAUCCGCUGCCAGAAACUUGAAGCUGCAGAUGUGCAACCCCGGGUUAAAAAACAAAAGCUGAUGGAAAACACAUAACGGCAUGAAAGAGACUGACACUGUGGCUGAGAAAGCUGAGCAAUGGCAGUCAGUGAGGAAAAUGAAGAGGAGGUUCCAAUGAGUCGUAGUUUCUCAGUAGAAGACCUCCUUGAUGAGGUGGAGAAGAUCUGCUACGAUGCGUCAGGGACAUCAAAGGUGGAGAUGGUGGUGAGGCUGUGGAAGGACGGCUUUACUAUAAACGACGGAGACUUCCGCAGUUACUCUGUGUCAGAAAAUCAAGAUUUCCUGGAUGCCAUCAAAAGAGGGGAGCUUCCAGCGGAGUGGGAGAGCAGAGCAGAGGAAGAGGAGCUGGAGAUCAGUGUGGAGGAUAUGACUGAAGAAAACUACGUCCCCAAGAAGAAGGCUUUUCACCCGUUCAGCGGGAGAGGGUACCGACUUGGCAGCGUUGCACCCAGAGUUGUGGCCCGGUCACCGUCUGUGCACGAGGACGGAGAAUCUCCUCCUAUUCCCAUGGUAACACUAGACCACUCCCUUCCCGUCACCUCUCUGCAGAUCUGGUUGGCCGACGGCAGGAGACUGGUACAGAGGUUUAACCUAUCGCAUAGGAUCUCUGACGUCCAGGAUUUCGUCACCCGCUGCCAGAGGAGCUGCCCACCUUUCAUCCUGACGACAUCACUUCCUUUCCGGGAGCUCAGCGACAAAGAAUUGAGUCUUGAGGAGGCGGAUUUGGCUCACGCCGUCAUCGUCCAGAGACCUCUGAACACACAGGCUCUGUUUGGACACUCCUGACCGAGACAGUCCCAUACCUCACACAGCAUGCUACCUUCCCCCCUUCUCUUCAUAAACAAGUAGUCUAUUUAUUUAUAUAUAUAUAUAUAUAUAUAUAUAUAUAUAUAUAUAUAUAUACAGAGAGAGAGAGAGAGAACACAAUGCGCCUCUUAGUAUUUUAAUCUUCACUGUGCACUUUGAACUGCACUUUGUUGUCAACAAGCUAAAGGUGAUAUUCUCACCAGAUUAGUCAGAAAGUACUAAUCAGGGGCUGUUCUGUUGAUAGCGUCUACUUUGACUUGAUCUUCUGGAGAGGAAAGUUUAUGUUUCCAAAAACAGGCUUAUGGAAACCCAGCAUAUCACUACACAGUGGUGUCACAUACAGCUCUGGAAAAAAUUAAGAGACCACAGCACUGAAGCUUCUGGUUAUUCCACCAAAUAUAGACUUCUGAACUCUUCCUGAGGUAAAACAUUAGUGUUGUUGAUUCUAAAUGAAUAUGAACUUGUUUUAUUUGCAUUAUUUGAGGUCUGCAAGCACUUCGUCUUUUACGUUAUUUUGACCAUUUCUCAUUUUCUGCAAAUAGAUAUUAAGAAAACAAUGUUCAUUUUACAGAAAAAAUCAGAAAAACUGAUCAUUUUAAGUGGUUUCUUAAUGUUUUUUUUUUUUCCAGAGAUAUUUACAGGUCUGGGCAGAAAUUCACAUCCACUCAUCAUAUCGCUAAAUAUGAUUAACUUUGGUCUCUUUUCUUUUUUAAAACUCUGCUUUUUGGGGGGAGGUGGACUGUAUAGCUUUAACAGUUUCUAAAAAUAAGUUUCUGGGGCAAAGGUUUUGAUUGGCUGGCGUUAUGCAUCCCGAAUGGCCUCCGAACGACCUCAGUCCUAUUGGAAAAACGAUAAACAAAGGCUUAAAAUCAGGGUCCGUGCCAGCAAACCAAUCAGAGUGAAUGAGCUCUGUUAGUUCUGACCAGAAGAGUGGUCAAACAUCCAGACAGAAUCAUCCACAAAAUCAUCCAAAAAGCCUGAUGAUUUCUUAAGCGACAUUUAUGAAAAUAUUAGUGUAUGUGUGUGUAUAUAUACAGUCCUGCUCACCAUUAUUGGCACCCCUUCAUGAUUUGCAUAGCUGAGUGAAUAUUUUCAGCAAUAAAUGGAAAUGUUCAAAACUUAUAUCAGCAGAAUCUUUCAAUUUGAGGUCCAAAGUAAUUUAACAAAGACAAUUACCAUUUCAACAUAAAUAUUUUAAUUCCAAAGGACAAAACAGAAAACCAGCAUGUGCACUAAUAUUGACACCCCUCUUUAAUAUUUGGUUGCGCAGCCUUUGGCAGCAAUGACAGCCUCCAAACGUUUCUUAUAUUCAUCUAUAAGCUUCUUGCACUUCUCGGGUGGCAUUUUCUCCCACACUUUUGCAAUAUGCUCAAGCUCUUGUACAUUACAGUUCCUUUCUCCAAUGGCAGAUUUCAGCUCCACCCAAAGAUUUUCAAUUGGAUUGAGAUCAGGACUCAUUGCUGGCCAUUUUAAAACAGUCCAUUUUUUUCCCUUUCAACCAACCAGGCCUGUGUGCUUUUGGAGGUGUGCUUUGGGUCAUUGUCUUGCUGGAGGAGCCAGGAUCUCCUUACACUGGGCAAGACAUUUCGCUCUAGAAUUGCUUGAUAAUCUUCUGAUUUCAUGAUGCCUGUGAUACGGUCAAGCCCUGCAGUACCAGAUGCCGCAAAGCAGCCCCAUAGCAUUAUGGAUCCUCCACCAUGCUUGACUGUUGGUAUGGUGUUCUUUUCUUUAAAGGCUUCAUUGCGCUGUCUGUAAACAUAUUGUUUGUGUGAUUUACCGAAAAGUUGCCACCGAGGAGCUUUUUGACCACCUUGGUGACCUGGUCCCCAGAGAUUGGAGAGCCCAACCCAGAGUCCCCAGGU
Poecilia latipinna (sailfin molly) is the source of this 2758-nucleotide messenger RNA. It is a transcript of the gene ubxn2a, whose product is annotated as UBX domain protein 2A. Bases 168 to 875 code for a protein of 235 amino acids. NCBI's taxonomy places the organism in Eukaryota, Metazoa, Chordata, Actinopteri, Cyprinodontiformes, Poeciliidae. Gene Ontology annotation, molecular function: ubiquitin binding. The record is from RefSeq and is a predicted model, not a curated record. The transcript has 7 exons. Gene Ontology annotation, cellular component: nucleus; cytosol. Gene Ontology annotation, biological process: nuclear membrane reassembly; proteasome-mediated ubiquitin-dependent protein catabolic process; autophagosome assembly.